UGAAAAAGGGACGGCGCGGUUCAGUAGUUGUUUAAACACCAACACCAACAUGGCUUCAACAAGUUCAGUUCACGAUUGGACGGACGAGGAAACCCGGUUCAUGCUCCAGCAAAUACAAGAGCUAAACAUUUUAAAAUGUAUGGAUGGGCGCAAAACAAGAAACGCGGACCCUUUUAAAAAGAUCCAGAAAGAGAUGGCAGACGCGGGUUUCACCAGGACACCCGGGCAGAUCAAGAUGAGGUGGAAACAUGUACGGAAGGCGUACAUUGGUGCCAAACAAAACAAACCCACAAGUGGACAUGAUCCGGUCAGUUGUCCGUACUACGAUAUUCUGGAUGAGCUGCUGGGGAGUCGACCUUUGUUCCAGGCCCAACAACACGGGGUGGAUGUCGGUUUCCAGACAUUCAACCAAGAAGCAGCAACAGAGAUGGGCGGCCAUGUUGACUCAGCAGGCAGCACAGCAGAGCGUGGAGAUGAGGCUUGUCCGGUUGCUGAGGCCUCAAGGUGCAGUUCCCCGCUGCAGAGGAACUCUGAGUUACCAGAGAUAAGUGCUCAGAGACCUCGUCGGAGGCGGCAGGGGCAUAGAAGCGACAUCGCUCUCCUGUGCGACCAGAUGAACGAGACGAGGGAUUUCUGGCGAGGGCAUCUUCGGGAGAGCGACGAGCGUCAGAGGGAGAGCGACGAGCGUCGGAGAGAGAGCGACGAGCGACGGGAGCGGAUGAUGACCUCUCUUAUCGAGGUGAUGAGAGAGUCAAAUACAAUGUUCCGCGCAGCCCUGGACUCAAUCAGGAGACUGUUGCCUCCGGCACCCACCUACCACCUACCACCAAGUCCACCCCACGACCAGGGGGUGCCUUCCCAAGACCAUUAAGCCCGGUGUACCACCCACAAACGCCAUCCACCCCCUCACGGCCAAGGCCAAUGACAUCCGAACCGGAAGCCUACCCAGGGUACCACCGUGCCCUCCCAGGUCCAUCCACGUACCGCGACCUCUAGACAUUUGUUUUUUUUUAUUCAUCUUUUUUUGCACAUGUUUAAUUCAUCUUUUUUUGCACAUGUUUAAUUCAUCUUUUUUUGCACAUGUUUACGAUUGUAUAUAGUUUUGUUUUUUGUAUCUUAAUAAAUAUACACUCAAAACACUAAUAUCUACCUCUUUGUUUGUAAAAAAAAGUUUAGUUUAGUUUAUUUUGCACAUAAAACAUAACAGUAAAAAAACAAAG
Messenger RNA from Cololabis saira (Pacific saury), 1220 nucleotides. RefSeq names its product zinc finger and SCAN domain-containing protein 29-like. The record is from RefSeq and is a predicted model, not a curated record. The transcript has 3 exons. NCBI's taxonomy places the organism in Eukaryota, Metazoa, Chordata, Actinopteri, Beloniformes, Belonidae. Bases 50 to 871 code for a protein of 273 amino acids.